This is a messenger RNA of Spodoptera frugiperda (fall armyworm), 960 nucleotides long. Its product is annotated as von Hippel-Lindau disease tumor suppressor. The transcript has a single exon. The record is from RefSeq and is a predicted model, not a curated record. Lineage: Eukaryota; Metazoa; Arthropoda; Insecta; Lepidoptera; Noctuidae. Bases 114 to 464 code for a protein of 116 amino acids.
GGCGACUCGCUACUACUUCCCAGUGUGCCGCAGGCUGUAACACUACAUCACCAUUUGUGGUGCGCACUCUGCUGCUGUUUGUCAGUAAAUAUAUUGCCGGUGAUAAUAUCACAAUGGCGUUCGAGGAGUUUAUAUACGACGUUAAUGAGAAGGGAGAAAAUGUUCUCGUGAAAUCAAUAAACUCCGAUACUCCGGUGACUGUCCGCUUCACGAACCAGACGUCGCGUCCGGUGAACGUGUGGUGGCGCAACUUCGAGGGGAGGCAAGUGUUCUACGGCCGGAUUGAACCGGGCGCGAGUCUCGACCAAGGCACGUUCCUGACACACCCUUGGCAGUUCACGGAUGCGUGCACCGAGCAGUACUACGGGAUCAACAACCGGCGUGUAUUCAGACCGUCGCCGGACCUCGCGGAUCAGACAGCGAACUUCAACAUCACUGCGCCCCAGUGUACCUGUGCGUGGUAGAGAGUCUGUCUGCAAAUGUCUAUUAGGUUUGAGCAUUCUCCUCCUUUCUGCCUGGCAUCCGUUGAGUGCGCUGCGCCACCGACCGAGUACAACACCUCCCGUAGAAGGUGUUACGAGAGCUGACAUUAGCAGUCGCCUGUUUCUGGAACAAAUGGCAGACGGUGUUGUAGACAGAGAGUGAGAGAAUACUGCGAGUGGAAUAAUGUAGUCUUUUGUGUAGUCUUAUGUAUUAAAUAUAUGCGUAUAUUAUUUACUUAUACAUAUAACCUAGUUUUAAGUAAAUACAUGGUUGUUCUGUUGUUGCAUUAUAUAAAAUGUACAAUCAAUCAUAUUCAUGUUGCAUUUAGGUAUCUAGACAUUUAUUGUUAAGUUUAUUUUUGUAUAGGUAAUUAGGUACAUAUCUGAUAAUCUAAGUGAUGUAUCAGUAGGCGAUAAGUUUACACAAGGACAUUAUUUCAUAAGCACCUAUGGGCAAUAAAGAAGACAUAUUCUGAAA